UCAGCGGUGCGCCAUCAAUUUCUCCGAGUAUUUAUGCGCGCAGCUGUCGGUUCCCAAACGAUUCCAAUUAGAACCCCGAGAGCGCUCAUCCAUUGCGUGCAGUUUCCGCUGUGCAGGUCCCAUUCCGGGGCAGCUGGAAGCUGGAAUUGAAGGCUCGGAGGGAGGCUUCGAUCCAUGGGGAAGAAGACGUUCGUGCUCUACCCGUCGCUGGGCGUGGGGCACCUGAUCCCCAUGGUGGAGCUGGCCAAGCACCUCCUGCGCCACGGCCAGGGCGUGGUCAUCGCCGUCGUGGACCCGCCCGACACCGACGCCGUGUCGGCUGACGCGGUGUCGCGCCUCGCCGCCGCCAACCCUGCCAUCGCGUUCCGCCUCCUGCCGGCCCCGGCCAGCCCCGACCUCGGCGCGCACCCGGUGAAGUGCAGCCUGGACACGCUCCGGCUCGCCAAUCCCGCGCUCCGGGACUUCCUGCGCUCACUACCGGCCGUCGACGCGCUCCUGCUCGACAUGUUCUGCAUCGACGCGCUCGACGUCGCGACCGAGCUCGGCGUCCCCGCCUACUUCUUCUUCGCCUCCGCGGCUGGGGACCUCGCCGUGUUCCUCAACAUGCCGUACUACUACCCCACCGUGCCGUCAUUCAGGGAGAUGGGGAAGGCGCUCGUGCGCUUCCCGGGCAUGCCGCCGAUCCGCGCGCUGGACAUGCCGCUUACGGUGCAGGACAAGGAGAGCGACCCGACCAAGGUCCGGCUGUACCAGUUCAAGCGAAUCCCGGAGGCGAGGGGCGUGCUGGUGAACAGCUUCGACUGGUUGGAGCCCAGGGCCCUGAUAGCGCUCGAGGACGGCGUCUGCGUGCCCGGCCGUCCGACACCGAGAGUCUACUGCAUCGGGCCGCUGGUCAACGACGGCAACAAGGGAAAUAACGGCAUCGGCGAGAGGCACGGUUGCCUCGCGUGGCUGGACGCACAGCCCAAGCGGAGCGUCGUGUUCCUCUGCUUCGGCAGCAAGGGCGCCUUCUCGGCCGCGCAAUUGCAGGAGAUCGCCUGCGGGUUAGAGAGCUCCGGGCACCGGUUCCUGUGGGCUGCGAGGAGCCCGCCCGAGGAGCAGAGUCAGUUCCCUGAACCGGACUUGGAGCGGCUGCUUCCGGCGGGGUUCCUGGAGAGGACGAGAGACAGGGGCAUGGUGGUGAAGAACUGGGUGCCACAGGCAGAGGUGGUGCAGCACGAGGCGGUCGGCGCAUUCGUGACGCACUGCGGGUGGAACUCCGCGCUCGAGGCGAUCAUGUCCGGGCUUCCGAUGAUAUGCUGGCCGCUGUACGCGGAGCAAGGGCUAAACAAGGUGUUCAUGGUGGAGGAGAUGAAGAUUGCGGUGGCGCUCGAGGGAUACGAGGAGUUUGUGAAGGCUGAGGAGGUGGACGCGAAGGUGAGGCUGGUGAUGGAGACUGAGGAGGGGAAGAUGCUUAGGGAGAGGCUCGCGGUGGCGAGGGAGAAGGCAUUGGAGGCUAUCAAGGAAGGCGGGUCUUCUGAGGUGGCGUUCGCCGAGUUCUUGAGAGAUUUGGAGAAGACGAGCAGCUCUGAAAAUGGAGAAUGCAAGUGAUCGAGGUGCACAGCAGAUGAACUCCGAAAUGAUGCUAAGGAUUUAUAGAAGUUGGCGAUUACUUGAGAUACUAAAUCCCGAAGCAGAUAAUCUGUCAAACUCUCACAAAUCAUAGCCAUGCUGCUGUCUCCUUGAAAGAGUUCAGAGGUGGAAUUGACGCUGACCUUAAACAUGUCACCUUCCAAUAUACAACCAUGAUCCUCCCCUUCUGUGCUUGAUCAUUCGGGGAGCUUCAAAUCCGUCAAGAACUCUUAAAAUGCCAUCCGGGGAGGGGAGGGAGCAGAGGAAGGCGUCAAGGGCGAGCACGGUGAGGCGGAGCGCG
This is a messenger RNA of Phragmites australis (common reed), 1912 nucleotides long. Its product is annotated as anthocyanidin 5,3-O-glucosyltransferase-like. Gene Ontology annotation, molecular function: UDP-glycosyltransferase activity. The record is from RefSeq and is a predicted model, not a curated record. The coding region runs from base 175 to 1590 and encodes 471 amino acids. The transcript has 2 exons. NCBI's taxonomy places the organism in Eukaryota, Viridiplantae, Streptophyta, Magnoliopsida, Poales, Poaceae.